AUGACUGGCUACUUCAGCCACCCGCUUCUGCCACUGCAAAUGUUCAAGUGCCAAGACCACUGCCCCGGGGGUGCCCCUGGCACCUGCGACAAGGGCUUGCAGGGCGUGACCUGCGGGGACUGCCCAGAGGCUCAGUUCUGGACCUCCCAGGGCUGUACGGAGUGUGGGUCCAUGGGAUUGGCUUGGGCCUUAGCCUUGCUGACUCUCAUGGUGGGUCUGAUGAGCUCCUACUACCUGCUCACCUCCUCCUACACCGCCAAGGCCAGCGUGCUGGCCUGUACGACCGCCAGCUUGGGCAUGAUGCUCGGCUUGUUCCAGAACCUUGGGGUGCUGAGCACGGUGUCGAUCGAGCUUGGCCUGUUGGGCUGCGUGACCUGCUGA
Messenger RNA from Effrenium voratum, 381 nucleotides. The record is from the annotation of a GenBank genome assembly. Lineage: Eukaryota; Dinophyceae; Suessiales; Symbiodiniaceae.